This is a messenger RNA of Vespa mandarinia (Asian giant hornet), 1167 nucleotides long. Its product is annotated as cytochrome P450 4C1-like. The record is from RefSeq and is a predicted model, not a curated record. Gene Ontology annotation, molecular function: iron ion binding; oxidoreductase activity, acting on paired donors, with incorporation or reduction of molecular oxygen; heme binding. NCBI's taxonomy places the organism in Eukaryota, Metazoa, Arthropoda, Insecta, Hymenoptera, Vespidae.
AUGUAUCAUAAGCAAACGUACAGAAUCUUCUCUCCAAAAAUCUGGAAUCCUCAUCGGAAAAUAUUAAAUGAAGUCUUUCUUAAAAAAUAUCUAAACUCUCAAAUGGAUGUAAUCGUUAAUCAUUCUGUCGUUUUAAUGGAAAAAUUGGAAACUUUAGUUGGAGAAGAAAUAGACGUUUGCCAUUACGUCUUUCGCUGUACAUUAGACAUAAUAUAUGAUAGUCUACUUGAUACUCAAGUAAAUUCACUGACCGAUGAGAAUUGCAAACUAGAUGAAUCAAUUCAUUGUUUGAUGAAUAUAACUGUGCAAAGGAUAUUUAAAAUAUGGUUACAACCGAAUAUAAUUUUUCGUAAUACUGCUAUGGGGAAGAAAUUUCACACAUGUGCAUCCUACCUGAAUAACUAUGCAAGCAAUAUAAUCAAAGAAAAAAAGGAAUCCAUGUUAAGAAGCAUCAUUAACCAGGAACUGAAAGAGGAAAAUUCAGAACAAAGACCCAGGAGACUUUUAGACUAUUUAUUCGAGUCAUCGCAUGAAGGAAGAAAAUAUUCAGAGCAAGAUAUUAGAGACGAAAUCAAUACUAUGGUUAUUGCGGGAAGUGAUACUUCAGCUGUCACUAUUAGCUUUGUCCUUCUAAUGCUUGCUACAUUUCCGCAUAUUCAAAAUGAAGUAUACGACGAACUAUACCAAAUUUAUGGCUCGAGCGAUCCGAGAUAUGUUCCAAUAACGCACGACGAUAUUGCAAGAAUGAAACUUUUGGAACGAGUGAUCAAAGAAACAUUACGUCUUUAUCCGCCAGGGCCAAUCGUUGCUCGGAAUGUUACGCAAGAUAUAGAAGUGGAAAAAAAUUUGACUAUACCGAAAGGAAGUACCGCGGUGUUCUUCAUCUAUAAAACACAUCGUAAUGAAAAAUAUUGGCCACAGCCAUUAUUAUUCGAUCCGGAUAGGUUUCUACCGGGUAGGAAUAGUUCGGCAUGUUUUUUUCCAUUUAGCUACGGAAAAAGAAAUUGCAUAGGUCAAAUAUUCGCUAUGCUAGAAAUGAAGAUAAUAAUUACGACCUUGAUAAGAAGAUUUAUUAUUAAAAUAGAUCAGCCAAAAGCAAUUGAAGAAAUUUCGAUAAAAAUGGAUGUUACGUUAAAGCCAGCGAAACCUAUAAGAUUAAAAUUUGAA